UUUUUUUUUAAACAAUUCUUUCAAAGCUAGCCAACCAGCUACGGGUUCAAACACGAACAAUUGUGCCAGACUUCAUUCAAAACGUCAGCGAGUAAUUCCGGAAGGUAGUAUAUUUUACGUUUGGAUUUACUUAACAACUUUCACCGGUUUGUUCUGUUAUAGGAUUGAAACAGAACCGCUUGGGGACAAAAAGCACAAAUAAGUUGCGGUCUCUCGCGUGAAGAUAUGGCGACCCAAACCCCAAGCCGCGCUGCCGCCGAAUCUGGCCGGGCGACUGCUACCUCGACGCCGCUCUCCCCGACCCGCAUCUCCCGCUUACAGGAGAAAGAGGACCUGCGGCACCUGAACGACAGACUGGCCGUGUAUAUCGAUCGCGUCCGGUCUUUGGAGCUGGAGAACAACAGGCUCUCGCUGAAGGUCUCGGAGAAGGAGGAGGUCACAACCAGAGAGGUGACCGGGAUUAAAUCUCUGUAUGAGGCAGAACUGGCGGAUGCCAGACGUGUCCUUGAUGAGACUGCAAGAGAGAGAGCAAAACUCCAGAUCGAUCUGGGCAAGGUCAACUCUGAGCUAGAGGAGGUCACGAAGAGCUUUAAGAAGAGGGAUGGUGACUUGGCUUUAGCUCAGGCCCAUAUCAAGGAACUGGAGUCUCAGUAUAACCAGAGCGAAGCAUCACUCGCUACUGCUCUCAGUGAGAACACAGCUCUCUGUGCAGAGAUCACUGACCUGAAGAACCAGCUCGCUAAGGCUGAGGAUGCUCAUGCUGUCGCUAAAAAGCAGCUGGAGACCGAAACACUGAUGCGAGUGGAUGUGGAGAACCGCUGUCAAAGCCUGUCUGAGGAACUUGAGUUUAGGAAGAGCAUGUUCGAGGAGGAGGUGCGUGGGACAAGGAAGCGCCAUGAGAAGCGGAUGGUGGAGGUGGACAGUGGAGGUAAGAUGGAGUAUGAAUACAAACUGGCCCAGGCUCUGCAAGACCUACGCAAGGAACAUGAGGAGCAGGUCAACUUCUACAAGACUGAGCUUGAGCAAACCUUCCAGGCCAAGUUGGAGAAUGCCAAGGUGUCCUCUGACGUCAAUGAUAAGGCAGUGAACACAGCACGGGAGGAGCUGCAGGAGGCUCGUGUCAGGAUCGAGGGGCUGACUUAUCAGCUCUCUGCACUCCAGAAACAGGCAGCAGCAGCAGAGGAGCGCAUACGUGAGCUGGAGGACUUGCUGAACAGCGAGCGUGAUAAACACCGCAGAAUAGUGGACGGCAAGGAUCGGGAGAUGGCCGAGAUGAGGGACCGCAUGCAGAUGCAGCUCAACGAGUACCAGGAGCUGCUGGAUGUAAAGCUGGCCUUGGACAUGGAGAUCCACGCCUACAGGAAGCUGCUGGAGGGAGAGGAGGACAGGCUGAAGCUGUCCCCCAGCCCCCCCUCUCGGGUCACCCGAAGUGUGGUCGCUAGCAGCAGCUCCUCCCGCUCCUCCCGUGCUAAGAGGAAGCGUGUGGAGGCGGAAGACGAGACGGGGAGCGCUCCCAGUUUUCGUGUCAGCCAGCAAGCUGAGGCAACAGGCUCAAUCAGUAUUGAGGAGCUUGACCUCGAGGGCAAGAGUGUCACCCUCAAAAAUAACUCCAAUAAGGAUCAGUCUCUGGGUAGUUGGAGGCUAAAGAGGCGAGUUGGAGAGGGAGAUGAGAGAGCCUACAAAUUCAGCCCUAAGUUUGUCCUUAAAGCAGGACAGACUGUUACAGUUUGGGCUGCAGAUGCAGGCGUGGCUCACAGUCCUCCCUCAGACUUGUUGUGGAAGAGUCAGAGCAACUGGGGCAGUGGAGAUGAAACAGUUACUCUGCUGGUCAAUUCAGAUGGAGAGGAGGUGGCAAAGCGAAUGGUCACCAAAAGCGUGGUAGAGAUGGAGAACGGAGAUGACGAGAAUGGAGAUUUUGGAAAUGAAGAUCUUUUUCACCAGCAGGGAGAUCCGAAGACCCGAUCCAGAGAAUGUGCCGUCAUGUGAGGAAGCUUCAUUCACCAGAGUAUUUUCCCCUGAUUGUUCCCUCAGAGCCACUAAUUUUCAUAUUCUUCAAUCUCAAAUCCUUAAAAUAGUUCCCUACCCUACUGCCAGUGUGUUGCUGGAAUACAGUUUUUACAGACCUCGUUUUUUAAAGCCAGAUUACCAUGAACUGUGUAUCAAAGAAUAAUGUUGUUUUUUUAAAUUGCAGUCUAAAAUGUUUUUCUUUUUAUCUUUUUGAUAAGCAUCAAAUGGAAGUUGGACAGCUUCCAAAUACAUGCCUCACCUCCCCAUAAUAGAGGUCUUCACAAUAUAACAGCAGGACAUGACUUGAUGUAUUAAAAAAAAAAAAAAAAAAAAAAAAAAAAAAAAAGUGUAGUACAAGGUAAAAGAUCCUGCAUGGUGAUACAGUAAUGUGUGUCACCAGAUGGUUUGUUAGGUAGGAUGAGAAAUGUUUUGAGACGCUUCGCUUCAUCAUGCAGUUUACUCUAUGUUGAAACUGACAGCUGCCGCUUAGCUUGUGUAUUUUUCGUUUACCACAUCGUUGUAUGGAUAAACAGGGUGGAAAAGGAAUGAUGGGAGAUUCACAGAAAUGAUGACUAAACACCAUUUUGGUGGGGGUUUUUUCUUUCUUAAAUAAUGAUGAGUGACUGAUCAUGUGACACAAAAUCAUGUGACACUGAUCAUUGAAAGUGAAUAAUUGAAACUUUUGGGCAUUUUAGGGAUCUCCAUAGUUUAAUAGGGUGUUUUGUUUUGGUGGAGGUUUUUUUUUUAUCAUGUAACUGGGUACCUGGCUUCUUUUUUUCCUAAGCAUCCUCUGAAAUCAUGCAAACUAAUCCCCUUUUGUGCUUCAGAGAUUGGGAAUCUCAGUAGGACCGGGCUUCAGGGACUGAUUAGAGCCGAUAAAAGAUAUUAUGAUUCAGCACAUCACAGCUGAAACUGAGCUGAUGGCUGAGAAGUGUUCAGAAAGUUCUGAAUUGAUAUUAAUAUUGAGCUGAAUCUUGAUUAUAACAUCCAGACCACACAUUUUAAUUAUAAUGCACUCCAGUUUACAGUGAUUUUCAAGCAAACGUUUACAUAUGGAAUCAGAUACAGCAGGGUAUGUUGUUAUGAGAGAAUGAUCAAUGAUCUGUUACCAUCCUGAAUUGAUUUUCCUAAAACAGCACACCCUUAAGUGCUUUAUUCCUCUUAAACCAAAGCCACAAAGUGUAAACUCCUCUGGUGCAUGGUGGAAAACUGACUUUUACAAAGUAUUGACAAUGGAGAAUCCUUCCAUAGAUAUGUUAAAUGAAACAUCUUUCAGUAAACAAAGUCAAUGAUUUGUUUCUUAAUUGUAAAUUCAUGGAGUGUCCACUAUACAAAUCCCUGUGUAAUUUGUGUCCAUAGAAAACUACCAGAGCUGCUGCUAGAGAAAGUAAAUUGACACCGUCUGACCAGUCAGAUUUGAUCAGUCAAAACCCAUGUAGUAUAAUGCAAAAAUUCUUUCCCCAAGAUGUUAUGAAAUCUGCCAAACAGUUUUUAAGCGAUGGUUAGAUUUUUGUCAUUGCUUAAGGUAUAGUUCAGAUUUUAAGCCACUGCCAAAUAUUAAAUGUUGGUACUUUUCCACCCUGUUCAUUCAAAUGCAGCUGUUAUACAUUAUGAUUUGUAAAAGCUCUUUGUUAUAAUUUUUUUCAUUAUUGUAAAUGUUAAAAUGAGGUUUUUAAAACAAUUAGGACACUGUUAAUAUUUUUCUACAGUUUUAAUCCAAGGUUAUGGGGCUGCAAAUAAACCAACCGCUCUCAGCACCAGCUGUUGUGCACUGGCAACAUUGAGGGAGGCUGAAAUUAGCCAAAUGUCCACCAGCAGCAAAUUUUUAAAAAUUGUAUGUCAUUUUUAGGGGUGCAACAGAUCGCAGAUGAUCCAUGAUCCGUAUGGAUCACGACCCACAGUUCGGCACGCACAAGACCUGCAGAUUAAUUGCGCAGACUAAUUGUAUAACGACCGCAGAGCGAAGGACCAUUUUACUACCUAUGCUUUUUAAGUAAUUUCUUACUUAAAACGCAAUGCCGAGUUGCAGUGAAACUAUACAGAGCAGUCACGUGUUCACGUGACGUGACAUGUUAAUCAGUCAGCAAUAGCUAGCGGAGGAGCAGAAGAACUUGAAAAGCCUCCUGGAUCAUUCAAAUCGCAUGUAUAAGAGCAUUUUGACUUCCCUGUAAAAUAUGAUUACUAAGGAAGGGUGGUGGACAAAACUGUUAUAGUAUGUAGGCACUGUGGCAUGAGAGAGCCAUAUUAAAGUGGCAAUACAUCGAGCAUGGCCACACAUCUGAAGUGACAUCACCCUGGUGUGCCAAUGACAGGAUUCAAAACACAGCAGCGGCACAGCAGCCUCUCACCACUGCACUUAAGCAGCCCUUUACAGCAGAAUCAGAACGGGCUAAAGCGAUUACCAAAUCUAUCGGCAUGUUUUUCGCUGCAGGCAUGAGGCCGUGCUCUGUUGUGGGAAAACAAAAGGUUUAAAUAUAUGUUGAAAGUGAGCAACGCUAUGAAAUACCCUCACACACCCACUUCAGCAUGAACAUCGUGCCAGAACUUUACGAACAGGAAAAAAUCAAAAUGAUCACGGACUUAUCUGAUGCAUCCUCUAUUGCAAUCACCACAGACAGGUGGAUAUCAAGGGCUACAGAAAGCUAUGUAACUGUGACUGCAUAGUACAUCACAGCAAAGUGGGAGAUUCGAAGUCUGGUGCUACAGACAUGCCCCUUCUAUGAGAGUGACACAAGCACAAAUCUAGCGCAGGUACUUAUAGAAGUAGCAGAGUGGAAGUUAAAGAGGCACAAUAUAUGUAGCAAUAUACCAGUGACCACAGAUAAUGUCAAGAGCCAAGUAAUGCAGUGAUAGAAGCUAGACUGGGACCACAGAUCGCUUGCUUUGCAAUUACCAGCCCACAAGCUCAUACAUGAUGUCACAACAAGAUGGAAAUCCACUUAUGGCACGUUGGCGCACUAUCUGGAGCAGCAGGCAGCUAUGUACUCUGUACUGACAGAGAGAACACUGGAAAAAAAAAUAUCAGAGACAUUAUCACCUUGUCUGCUGAUGAUGUGAAAGUGGCAGAGGAGGUCCUGCAGCUGCUCAAACCUCUCAAAACAGUCACAACCCUAUUGAGCACUGAAAAUGCACUGUCUGUGUCCAUGACCUCUGAAAACCAGGAUUCUACAAUCCAUGGCUGCAAAUGAGGAGGACAGCACCAUUAUUAGAGAUGUCAAAGCUGCCAUUAGAGGCAGAAAUGUAAUUUUUAAUUUUUUUGCUGAUCCGAUCCGUGACACAAAACCAUCAUGUGAUCCGAACCAUGAUAUUUGUGAUCCGUUGCACCUCUAGUCAUUUUAGAAGUUUCCCAGGACAGUUAUAACCCUCUGAAUUCAUCCCCUGUGCACAGGAGGGGAAUCCCAGCGGUGCUGAGGUGGACUUCAUAUGCAUUUGAAUGCACGAUGAAUUAUUAAACAUGGCGUAAACUAUUAGCUGCAGGUGAUAUCAGAUGCAACCUUUUAUCAUUCUAAUAUUGGCCUGGGGAGCUGGUUUUUAUCAUCAUCAUCAUUAGGCUGCCCAGUAGAGCGCUUUGCAUAUUGGAUCAUUUUAAUGGGAGUUUGGAAAUCAGGUUUACAUUUUUAUUUUACAAUGUGUAUUUUCCUUUUAAAUUGAAUACGUGAUCAUGAGCCAAGAUCACUGAUUUAACUCACUGUACAGAUUUCAUUAGGAUGAGUGAACAUGUAUGCAUUUGCUGCAGGUCAUCUGAACUAAUAAAAUCAUCACUUUUUAA
Messenger RNA from Ictalurus punctatus (channel catfish), 5776 nucleotides. RefSeq names its product lamin B2 (gene lmnb2). The record is from RefSeq and is a predicted model, not a curated record. The transcript is spliced from 12 exons. Bases 226 to 1986 code for a protein of 586 amino acids. NCBI's taxonomy places the organism in Eukaryota, Metazoa, Chordata, Actinopteri, Siluriformes, Ictaluridae.